GUGAAUUGUGAUGUGAUCUCAUCGUAAGGUGGCUUAAACUGAUGGAUAGUAUGGGGCCACCCUUAAUAAUAUUUUUUUUUAUAUCGAGUUACAGACUAUACAGAAAAAGAACCUGUUAAAAUUAAAAACAAAUAAUCUAUGCAGCUACGACUUACGAUUACGAUACGUACGGAUUGGUACGGAUUACGAAUGGGACCCAACUCAACAAAACAAAUGUCCGAUUCGUGCGCCCAUUUCGUAAGUUCUACGAACGAUAAUUUCGAUCAACGCCCUCAUAAUAAUAAGUUUUAAUACGUAUGGGUAUUCGUGAGUUUAUAAAUUAUAGCCUUCAGUCUAUUGUUAAUUUGAAUUUCGUAUAGAAAUUCUUUAGAAAUUUAUAUUUUUAAUGACAAAACAGUAAAGAGACUAGUGGAAUCAAGUUUCAUUUAUUCAGUUUCGCGAAGGUUUGCCUGAGUGUUGGAAGAUUGGAAACAUAAUAUUAGAAGAAUUUACUACUUCUGUUUACUGGGCACUAGUUACUACUCAAAAUGGCAGUGGGGAAUGUUCACCUUUCACCAUGAAAUGAAUUGACCAAAUCUCAUCAUCGGUAUGCUCAUCGUCCUAUGACAAACAAAGCACGGAUGUUGAAUCUGAGGAGCAGUGUGUGCGAUGGUGAUAGCAAAGAGUAAAAAAGUUAAGCCAAAAAUGAACAAUACUAUGAAAAAUAUGGAUUUCAAUUGGACUUCUAGCCAAGAACCCAACAACCAAGAAGUGGGUGUUCCUCAAGCUCUAUUUAUUCCUCAUUCAAAUUCUUUGCCGUUUGACGAAAGACGUGUGACUUUGGAGAAACCUAUUAAGAUUGGACGCAACGUCUACCGAGCAACUCCCACACCCACGAACACUAUCUUUGAAUGUAGAGUUCUCUCUCGACAUCACGCCACGCUCUAUUAUGACAAAGGACACUUUUAUCUCGUGGACAACCAGAGCAGUAACGGUACGUUCAUCAACAACAAGCGGUGUUCCACAUCGGAGCUUGAGCCGCAGGAGGUGUUCUCCGGCGACGUGGUCCAGUUUGGCAUUCCCGUCGUUGAGAAUGCUGGAAAUUCGGAAAAGAACACGUUUCCGCCGGUGGUUGCACUCCUCAAGCUAUACCAUCCCGAUGGCAAGGAAGCAAAGCUGUCCUUUAAUCCCACCAUGACGACUCCGCUACAUUUGAAAGAGUUAUACCAGCUGAAUAAUUAUGUUCAGGAGGCUAUCCAGCGCGAGGCUUCCCUGGAGGGCAGGCUGCGGACGCUGCGCGAGUGCGUGGAGCGGACGCGCGCGGACGCGCAGGCGUCGUGGGAGCUGUUCGUGGGCGAGCAGCGCCUGCUGACGCGCGUGCACACGCUCGAGGCCAUGCUGGCGGCCGGCAAGCAGCCCGACCACCACCACGUCGUGCAGCUGCUCACCGACAAGAGGAACUACCAGGAGGUGGCGCAGGAGAGCCUGCGCGCGGCGCACGAGCAGCGGCUGGCGCUGGAGGAGACGCUGGAGCGCCGCAGCCGCGAGGCGGCCGCGCUGCACCACCACAACUACGCGCUGCGCCUCACCGCCAACAACGCGCUCGCCGAGCUCCAGAAACUGGCAGCGCGUUGCGAGCGAAAAAUGUGUGCGGCUAGACUCGCCAUAGCGGCCGCGGAGGAACGUGAGCAAGCUGUGCGCAAACAUUUGCCGCUCGCUUGCUCGGUGCAGAACGGCGAGGCGCGGCUGCUGGUGCUGAGCACGGACAGCAACCGCCUGCAGGAGGCCAAGCGCGGCGCCUCGCUCGAGGACGCCGUGCGCGCGCUGCCCGACUACAUCAAGCUGCUGCUGCCGCAGCACCUGCUCAACAAGGUGGGCAUAAAAGCAAUAUCGGCGGAAGGCAAAUCGGCGAAGGAGUUCGAAUUAAUAUUGAAAAAGAAUAAUAUUUACAAUUCAGAGAGUAAAGAAAAACAAGUGACUGAAGAAGAUGGGGUUGAAGGCAGCAGUGAAGAAAAAUCUGAAGACCCUGAUUCCUGUACCGACGAUGAGAAGCAGUCUAGACUUAAUCAUGACCAAGUGCACGAAGUGGAAUCGUCCAGUCCUCUAGACGGGGAGCUUCAUCCAGACAACAAUGCGAAUUCGACAUACAGCGAGUCAAGCACGAGGGAGGAGUCGCCUAGCAAAGCGGGCGUGGAGUACGCGAACAUCCUGCGCGUGAUGGCGGGCUUGAACGACGAGAUCCGCGCGCUGCGCGAGCGCGUGGCGGCGGCGGCGGCCGAGGCGGACCAGCUGCGCGCCGUGCGCGACGAGCUGCUCGCCGCGCAGCCCGAGCGCCUCGACCCGCCGCCCGACCCCGAGGACGCCGCCGCCUACCGCGCCAAGAUACACGACCUGCAGACGCAACUCAAUCGUUCCACCGUCGCCGAGGAAGCAAACCUGGCAGAAAUCCAACGGCUAGCAUCGAGCGCUGCCGAAAUGGAGGCGGAGCUCGCCUUCCGACCGACACGUGCCGACAUCGACGAUCUUACCGCCGUCGUGGGCAGCCUGCGCAACGAACUACUUGCCAAGGAACAGCAAAUCGAAAGCCUCCAGGCAGCUCUAAACAAAGAAAAAUCCACUCUCGACAAAUGCGUCGAAACUUCCCACUCGUUAGAAGACCUUGUCAAGCUUGACGAAAAACAACAACCCGCAAUCGACGAAGACAUCGACGCCACGAAGAUAUCCGCUGAAAUAGACGAAAUGUUCCAACUGGAUUACGACGAAGACGACGAAACGAACUCGGCCGCGACGGAAAUAAAUCGCGACGCGAGCGAGCCGCCGACGAACGUCGACACUAGCACCGUCAGCGAGUACGUACGCUUGGAUGACGAAGAAAGGCUCCAAGUGACGCUUCAGAACGGUUCUCUACACGCGCUCGAGGAGGAACUGGUCCGUGCCAAGGAGAGGUGGGCGGAAGUGUGCGCCGAUAGAGCUCGACUAACGGAGCAGUUGGCGGCACUGCAGAACAAACCCCUCCGCUUAGACCUCACGCACGGAAUAGCCCUGGUCGUGCCGAUAGCGAUCGCCUGCCUUUAUUACCUUCUGCUGCCUUAUAUCUCCUGAUUGACGGCCUCUUGGGACCCCCCCGGGUACGUUUAGCCCCGACACCCGCCCGGAGCGGCGUUCGACCCACUUUGGGAUUUCACGAUACAAGUUCAAAUUAUUGCUCACUACUUACUACAUUUUCUAUUUGACGUGACGAGCAAUCGAUUCGCGCCAAUCCUAUCUUUUAGCAUUUCACUAGUCGAAGGCCAUCGGAUAUUAUUAUGGGUUAGGAUAAUUUAGUAUAUAUGGAUAUGGUGUAUAUACGCCUUCGGUGUGGUUAUAGUGCGGUGAUUGAUUCGAUUGGUGCAGGUUGAUUUCGCUGUUGUUGAGCUUCGCGUAUAAAGUGCCAUUUGUUAGUGAAAUGGCGUCGCGACGACGCGGGAUCGGAGCACUUGUUAUUGCAUGUAUUUUAUUAGUUUUGUUUCUGUAAAAAAAUCUGUAUUUGUAUUUGAUAAAAAAGAUAAAAUAUUAAAUUCGUUGUUUAUAUCUGCCAUAAUAACUUGUACAUUGUUAAUGUUAAGGCCUAACGACUGUAUUAAGUUGUAAUAAAUUAUUAUUGUACGAAGUCUCCUAAUAUAUAAAAUCUCUAAAAGAAUUUCUCUGACGAGCGAUAUAUUGAAGCGAAACGAAUCUACCGAUACAAUUAAAAUCUAUAUUGAUAUUUCUUAGUGUGUUCAUCAAUGUAAAAUAUUAUACAUAUGGUUGUGUUGCCGAUCGACUGCCGCAGAGAUACCGCAUCGUAAUCGCUUUCGGGAGCUGUCACACAUAUCAUUUUGUGUAGGUUUUGAAGUGUGGGCAUCUUGUCUGCAUCUGGCCGUUGAUUGAUAUAUUUUCGAAUCCUUUGCAUUUUCUAGUCCUUAGAAUCGAUUAAAUUUGAUUGCAUGACAUUUUACAUCUUGCAGUUUUAUAUUACAAAAGCCUUGAUUUAGGAAUGUCAAUAGAUUGUUCGUUAUUUGGUGUGAAUGGGUUGAUUAUUUGAGAACUUCUCUGAGAUAUAAUUUUAAAUUUGUAUUUUUUGUAUUAGAGCAGUAAUUAGGACCCAUGCAUCUUAAAAUAAUAUAUACAAUACCCUAACUUAAGUGAGAUUUAUCUAAUAUCUGUAUUAGUUGUGUGAGCGAAACUACCGUGAUCCGGCUGUCUAACUAAAUAGAAUGGUGACUUGGGGUCCUAAUACAAAUGUGGUUACGAUUCGUUGCAGGUUUGUUGUUAGAUUUUGAUAGCCGUUUAUUUGUUGCGACAUGUUUUAAGUUCCCCAUUAGAUACGUAACCUUAGUGGUUGGUUAGUAGUUAGUUUCACGCGGCUUGCGGUCUCUGCAAUAACGGUGUCGGUCCACCCUCGAGAUCGCUUUGCUCUGUGAUGUGAAGGCCAAUAGAUAAUUUUGUAACAAAACUUGUAUAACUAACAAAUUAAUUUUAUCAAUAGAUUAACUGUAACAUUACUAUGUUGAACCACUGUCUAUAGAGUUAUUUAUUAUUUUAUUGUUGCACUGAUUUUUGUUAUGUUCUAUGUUUUAUUUGUGUUUAAACCACCUUAUUGUAAAUACGUCAAAUCUUAUACUUUAAUGUUUAGUUUCAUGCUGUCGAAGACUUUAUGUUUCAUUCUAGGAAGUAAUAUAAUGCAUUCAAUGUGGAUGUACUGAUAAAUUUAUUGGAAAAUAAUAUUGAUUUGUUU
Messenger RNA from Parnassius mnemosyne (clouded apollo), 4735 nucleotides. The record is from the annotation of a GenBank genome assembly. NCBI's taxonomy places the organism in Eukaryota, Metazoa, Arthropoda, Insecta, Lepidoptera, Papilionidae.